AUGGCAAGUGCUCUGGAAACUCUAAGUGGACAAGCAUUUGGUGCUGAACAAUAUAAAAGAAUUGGAACUCAAACUUACACCUCCAUUUUUUCCCUGAUUAUUGUUUGCAUUCCUCUCUCUGUCCUGUGGAUAUUCUUGGGAAAGGUACUCGUUUAUGUAGGCCAAGAUCCUCAGAUUUCGCACGAAGCUGGAAAAUUCACAAUGUGGCUUGUUCCGGCACUUUUUGGCUAUGCAACGCUUCAACCGCUCAUUCGGUAUUUUCAAAUGCAAAGUAUGAUCCUUCCCAUGCUCAUAAGCUCAUGCAUCACUAUCUGUUUCCACAUAGCUGUCUGUUGGGUGCUAGUAUUUAAGUCGGGAUUAAGGAAUAUUGGAGCUGCAGUAGCCAUGGACCUUUCGAUGUGGUUAAAUGUUACCAUACUUGGUUUUUACAUGAAGUUCUCUUCGACCUGUGAGAAAACUCGUGCCCCCCUUUCAAUGGAUAUAUUCAAAGGAAUGAAAGAGUUUUUCCGCUUUGCCGUUCCUUCUGCUGUAAUGAUCUGUCUUGAAUGGUGGUCAUUUGAGCUACUUAUCUUGCUAUCAGGGCUUUUACCUAAUCCGCAGCUUGAAACCUCGGUGCUCUCCGUUUGCCUAAACACCAUUAUUACACUAUAUGCAAUACCAUACGGAUUAGCUGCUGCUGCAAGCACAAGAAUAUCGAACGAGUUAGGGGCUGGAAAUCCACAAGGAGCUCGUGUAUCCGUUAUUUCUCUGAUGCUUAUUGCGGCUGUAGAAGGAUUAACAGUGAGCACAAUCCUCUUUAUUAGCCGGCACGUUUUUGGCUACAUUUUCAGCAAUGAGAAGGAAGUUGUGGACUAUGUCACAAAUAUGGCUCCGCUUGUUUGUUUAUCUGUUAUAAUGGACUGCAUUCAAGGAACCCUUUCAGGUGUUGCCAGAGGUUGCGGCUGGCAGCAUAUUGGAGCGUAUAUCAACCUUGCUGCAUUUUACCUU
Olea europaea var. sylvestris is the source of this 987-nucleotide messenger RNA. Its product is annotated as protein DETOXIFICATION 12-like. The transcript has 5 exons. The record is from RefSeq and is a predicted model, not a curated record. The annotation marks the transcript as partial. Gene Ontology annotation, biological process: xenobiotic detoxification by transmembrane export across the plasma membrane. Gene Ontology annotation, cellular component: membrane. Lineage: Eukaryota; Viridiplantae; Streptophyta; Magnoliopsida; Lamiales; Oleaceae. Gene Ontology annotation, molecular function: antiporter activity; xenobiotic transmembrane transporter activity.